AAUCUUGAAAUAUAUGUGCAGGGAGAAGCAAAAGCAUCACCACUUUUACUGUUGUUAUACUAUUGAAAACUCUCAACAAGUUCUUUACGUGGAGAACGAACCAAUAGCCUUGAAUCGUUUGAGGUUCGAUCCUCCUUAUCGGGCCAGUGUUGUUAAGGCUUUGAACUUGGUUAGGUUUACUUCUGAAACUUUUCCGACUUUAAUUUCCAACUCAUUUGUUGUUUUAGUUGGACAAGUGGAUUUCUAUUAUCUACGUUUCUUUUUUAAGCCUUGCAGUUCAUUCCUUUAUAAAAAUCCUUCGAGUCGUCUUGAGCUCUGAGUUCCGGAUAGACUGUAGUAUCUUUUUGAUAUGUACAACAUUGACUAUCUAUUUGAAUUUUACAUACUUUAUGCAAGACUUGUUGUUGUUUCACUUCUGGUCUUGUAUGGAAAUUUGUGAGCUGUAUUGUCAAGAAAAGAGCAAAGACAAAGGAGUUUAAGCUGUUGUUGAGUUUCACUACAUUACCCAAUUAGUUGUCUCGCAAGUUCAUUUAGAUUUAGUUUUUACUGAUAAUUGUUACAGAGCAUUUUUGCGUAUUUAUUAGCAGUUGACAGUCUAGUCUUGUAGUCGGUCGUUGAGAAUCAGUCUUUGGGUUAAUAUUUCAAAGAUGUCUUUCAAGAAACCAGUUAGACACUUAGUUGAGUGUUUUGGUCAGUAUAAAGAGUUACUUUCCGUAUGAUAGUUUUUGUCUUUUAUGUGACUUCUUUCAAGAUGGAAAAUUUGGUCUGUAACUCUGCAACAGGUUUUAUAGUGUAAACGAACGAUAUUCGCACUCUUUGUAAAAUUCAUUCCUUUUCCAGAAUAGCAAAGGAAAGUCUCGAGUCCAUCAUUGCAUAUUUUUAAUGGCUGUUUUUAUUGUCGAGCGUUUAUAUCAAUUCUCUAUUGAUACUUUGAAAUAUUAUGGAUGGGGGGCUUUAGAUAACGAAAACUGAAUAAACUUGUAUUUUGAAAG
This is a messenger RNA of Galdieria sulphuraria, 992 nucleotides long. RefSeq lists its product as uncharacterized. The transcript has 2 exons. The record is from RefSeq and is a predicted model, not a curated record. Bases 14 to 319 code for a protein of 101 amino acids. NCBI's taxonomy places the organism in Eukaryota, Rhodophyta, Bangiophyceae, Galdieriales, Galdieriaceae.